Octopus sinensis (East Asian common octopus) is the source of this 2328-nucleotide messenger RNA. RefSeq names its product U5 small nuclear ribonucleoprotein 40 kDa protein. The transcript is spliced from 8 exons. Gene Ontology annotation, cellular component: catalytic step 2 spliceosome. Gene Ontology annotation, molecular function: protein binding; RNA binding. Bases 94 to 1131 code for a protein of 345 amino acids. NCBI's taxonomy places the organism in Eukaryota, Metazoa, Mollusca, Cephalopoda, Octopoda, Octopodidae. The record is from RefSeq and is a predicted model, not a curated record.
UCAUAAACUUCCGUUAAAGUGCCGGUUCGUUUUCCUUCCUUUUACUGGUAUUAUUUGUUUAUCUCUCAAAUAAUUAUUAAUUACUCUUCCAAUAUGGAUCUUAAAAGAAAAGCUUCCGAAUCGGUGAUUGUUCCGUUUAAGAAACCAAGAAAUGAAAUCGUUCCUAUGCACAGGAAGAAUCUAUCUGUAGUACAAUCGGGAAUUCCUCGAACUUCAAAUCUUGAAGCUCCAAUAAUGCUUCUAACUGGUCAUGAAGGUGAUAUUUUUACUGGAAAAUUUUCUCCUGAUGGUAGAUUUUUGGCAACUUCUGGAUUUGAUCGAAUGAUUUUUUUUUGGAAUGUUUAUGGAGAGUGUGAUAACCUUGGUGUUCUGCGGGGCCAUACUGGAGCAGUUAUGGAGGUACAUUUUUCUACAGAUGGCAGCCAGCUGUUUACAGCAUCAACAGAUAAGAACCUUGCCAUUUGGGAUGUAGAAGCUGGUGCGCGUAUCAAGAAACUGAAAGGGCAUCAAGACUUUGUAAAUUCCUGUUGCCCUGCACGCCGUGGACCACAGUUAAUAUGUAGUGGAGCAGAUGAUGGCACUAUCAAGUUGUGGGAUUCUCGGAAGAGAGGAGCUGUACAGACUUUUCAGAAUGUUUAUCAAGUUACUUCUGUCACAUUUAGUGACACUGCUGAACAAAUCAUUUCUGGGGGUAUUGACAACGACAUCAAAGUUUGGGAUUUAAGGAAGAAUGAUAUCUUAUAUCGUUUAAGAGGUCACACAGAUACACCGACAGGCUUGGAGUUAAGUCCUGAUGGUUCUUACUUAUUAUCCAAUGGCAUGGAUGGUACUGUGCGAAUUUGGGAUGUACGACCAUUUGCACCUCAGGAGCGAUGUCUGAAAUUGUUUCAGGGACAUCAACAUAGCUUUGAGAAAAACUUACUGAGAUGUUCUUGGUCAUCUGAUGGGCGUAAGAUCUCUGCUGGCUCCGGUGAUCGAUUUGUAUAUAUUUGGGAUACAGCAACACGACAGAUUUUGUACAAAUUACCGGGUCACACUGGCUCUGUGAAUGAAGUAGACUUUCACCCUCAUGAACCAAUUGUUAUGUCAUGUUCAAGUGACAAGAAAAUCUACCUUGGUGAAAUAGCUUGAAGAUAUUAAAUUUUCAUUCAUGUGGUUUAAGAGGUUAAAAAGAAAAAGAUCCUCAUUUUGUCUCGACUGUUCAUAUGUCACUCAUUUAUUUCUUAUCAAUGCCUUGUCCCUCUCUUGUCAAUUUGAAACAUUCUCACAGACAAUAUUACUUAUCCCUUUUAUGUAACAGAAGCAGUAUUAGAUUUAAAUAAAUAGCCAUCUAUGUAUCAUACUUAAUGUAAAUACAUUCUUGAAAGGCGAAUUUACUGUGGUAUUUGUCUGGAGGCAACAUCUCUAAUGAAUGUGUUGUGCUGGAAAAUGCAAUAUAUGUUAGGUGCAGACAAAAAUCGCCCUAGCAGGAGCUAGUGAGAACAUUCGAUACAUUUCUGCUUCAUUGAGCAUUGUCAAUAGCAUGUACUCAAAACCAGAUGCUUGUUAAGACAAAAAUUUUCACCACCUAAUAUAUAGGAAAACAGUGAAUAAACACUGAUGUUACAAAUAGCUCAAUAAAAAUCUGUUAUAUGGAACAGGAUAGUAGAUUAAAAUAGUAAUUUAUGUAUCAUACUUCAUGUAAACGUGUAUUUAUAUUAUGAUACAUAGAUUUUUUAAACAUAGUUAUAUAGCUUUCUGCUCUGUUAUUGUAUAUUUGAGGUAAAAUAGUGGUGGAAUUGCAGUGCUUGAUCAACACAUCGUCAUAGGUUCCUGUUUUACAACAGUCAAGGUGUUGUGUUCCUCAUUAAGAAAUUUGUGGCUCCUACUGCUCUGUUGAGCAGUUGGGAAUAGGAAAGGCAUUUAUGUUUCAACAUAAUCCAUCCAUGGGAGCAGAGUAAAAUAGCUGUCAUAUACAGGCAUAAAUCCUUAUGGUAAAUGGGAAUGAAAUGUUUGAAAAUGAGAUAACUUACUAUUCUACUAGUGUUUUAUACUAUGUACUGGAUAAAAGCUUGGUAAAAAUAAAUUUCUAACUGAUAUAUAACCUGUUACAUAUACUAAGGCAGUCAUACACCAAUUAGAAAUUAUGAUUUCAUCUGCAACUUUUGGUUUUUCUAUCCUUUAUAUCUAUCAUAUAAUUUCAUUCACCACCACCUUAUUGAAAACUGAAUACUGAUGUGUGAGCUUCCUAUGUCGAACCAACACAAAAUAUUUUCAAGUAUUUACAAUUAUUUUUUUAAUAAAACAUUUGAAACAAAAUAAAAAAACAAACAAAACUCACCAGAUCUC